Messenger RNA from Penicillium malachiteum, 2259 nucleotides. RefSeq lists its product as uncharacterized. Gene Ontology annotation, molecular function: ATP-dependent H2AZ histone chaperone activity. Gene Ontology annotation, cellular component: Swr1 complex. The record is from RefSeq and is a predicted model, not a curated record. The transcript has 3 exons. Bases 1 to 2259 code for a protein of 752 amino acids. NCBI's taxonomy places the organism in Eukaryota, Fungi, Ascomycota, Eurotiomycetes, Eurotiales, Aspergillaceae. Gene Ontology annotation, biological process: chromatin remodeling.
AUGGCCACUAAACGCAAAAUCCCCCCUCGCGCCGGCCGUGAGUCUGCUAAUAAGAAACGAGCCUCCGACGCGGUCGCGACCCAAUCCCAGACGAAGAAAGCCCCUACUCCUCGAGUCCCAUCUGCACCUCCUGAACCGGUCGAACUGCCACUGCCUUCGAGAGUCAGAGAAGGGGAAGCACUGCCGUUCAGACGUGCGCGACAGCCAACCAACCUGUCCAACCAAGAGUACCAGUCUAUUGCAGAAAGCGCGGUACUUUUUACAGCCCUUGAACGAUCCAAGAAGAAAUGGGUUAGUGAUGGCAUUCUGGUCCGUUACUACACGAAACCGAAGAAGACGAAACGCGACCAAAUCGAGAAACUCAACCCACCAAAAGACUCCAUGACUAAAGUUGGACUGUGUGAUGUUACAAUCGGCCCGCAUCAAUUUGACGCAAUGUUGUACACUGUGAAAGACCCUCUAGCACCACAGCCGAUUCAGUAUACUCCUCCACAGGCACAGGCCCGGAUGGUUCACUAUGGGCCUGGGAACAACUUCCAACAACACCAGCCAUAUCAUUCCAACCAACAGCGAAGACCUCCUUACUCUGCCGCCGCUCCUGGGCGCCAACAAGGCUACCAGGGAAACUACUCGCCUGCCCCUCGCGGUCCCCACCAGUCAACAAUGACGCCCUCUGGACAACGGUCCCAGCCUCCAAGCCAAUCUGGACAGCCUGCAAAGCCAAGCCCUGAUCCUGUUAUUCAGAUGCUUGCUACUCGAGCGGCUGCUGAUCCUGAUCUCAAAGCACUGAUGAGAGUUGUUGCAUCGAGUCAAGCAUCACAAGAGCAACUCCGUGCUUUUCAAGCACACAUUGACGAACUUAAUGCAAUAAUAAAGGCAAGGGAACAGCAAGAAAAGCGUCUUCAAGCUCCCACCACACCCCAAGCCCACCAACCCGCAACGCCGACCCCCUCAAAUAAACCACAUCCCCCGCAAAAUUCUACUCAACUUAAGCCGGUCCCCAGCGCUCAUUCUCCCCAGGAGAAGGCAUCCAAGCCGCAGCAGCCAGCAGGAUCAGUACAGACUCCAGGUAAAGAUGCCUCACAACAACCACCAGCGUCCCAGCCAACCGGCUCAUCUAAGCCCCAAUCCGAUAUCCCGCCACACCAACCAAUUCAACCACAAACCCCAGCGCCGGCACCGGCACCGAAAGGUGACCCAGCUAGCGUUUCUCAAACAUCCGACCCAAGUGUCAGACAGGAGCCAAUGGGAAGAGCAUCAGUACAAUCCCAACAGACGUCUUUACAGCCAGCUCCAUCAGCCGGUCCUGUGAACACAUCUACUCCGACCCCAGGCCCUCAAAGUCAAGGUACUGCAGCGCCAGCCAUCCCGCCUCUUAAUGCUGCUCAGCAAUCUACACCGCGACCAGCUUCCAUUCCCCCUGCGCGUCCAGGCUUCAAGUCUGUGGUCUUUGAAUUUACGUCUCCUUUGACACCAUACGGAAAUUCCGCUUCCGGUCAUGCUGGCUCUGGAGAUCGCUACUUAUUUCCUGAACACUCAAUCCUCGAAUGGCUUCCGAACGAGAACACCAUUAUCGCAUCAUUCCUUAUCACACGAAAGGUUGAUCCAGAUACUCCUUUCCCAAUCGAGACUGUACCCGAAACUGCUACUAGCCGAGCAAAAGGAAAAGGAGCAUCCAAGUCCAAGAAGGGGGACAAAAAAGGGAAAGCCGAGAAAGGGAAAAGUGUUCCUGAUACACCCACGCCAAAUCAACCAGGCACAUCAACUGCGGCAGAUGGGACACCAGCUACCGAGACAUCGGCCAACCCUGCUCAGUCAUCUCCAGCCCCUGUAGGGUCCGCGACACCUAAUGAGCCCCCGGCUAAGGAGGUCAAGCUCAAGGAAUACUGGCAAGCGGUCACAUUUCGCAUCCAUGCCGCCGAUACUCGCAUUCUGGAACCAUUAACCCGAGUCGUCAAACCGGCAGACGAGGUUCGUAAAUACAUGAAUGAGAUCAUGGAUCGUGCCGAGCGAGCCCCAGCUGGAUUCCUAGCCCUCCGUCUUCCAACUGAGGAGGCGCGUGAAAUUUCUGAGGCAGAGGGAGCAACAGCCCUGACUGCAAAUGCAGCUUCUCGGAGCCGUGCCGCUAGAGGCAUCAGCGCUAAGCUGACAGAGGAUGAAUCCGAGCUUGACACCAAUGUUCUCGAUCUUGAGCAAGAGGAGGAAGAUCUAUUGGAUUUCUAUGACGCUCCGAUGGGGCUUCCACCCUUACGAGUCUAA